AUGAUCAAUUUCGGCAUAGGUAAAAAUAAGGACGAGGUCAGAUAUAUGCUCGUGAGUGGAUGCCGUGCUUUUUUCAACCAGUUUGAGGACGAUGCUCCUACUGUAGGGAAUGAGGCGACUGACGAGGUGGAGACGAUGGAGGAAAUGGUCGAAGAUGCAGAGGCGAACAAAGACGGGAGAGUUAGGAGGAUCGAGGGGGUGACGGUGGCGCCAGUGCAGAGAAGUGCACGCGAGGACGAGGGGCGGAGAGACGGAGCCGCGGCAGUAGAAGAAGUGGCACCAACGGUUGCGGAAGUAUCCUACUCCCGGAGAUCCCGAGCCCCUGGUCCGGGAGAAUGGUCGGCUAGAGCAGAUGAACGGGUGAGGAAUGGAGUCCAUCAGCUUAGGUUUUCGGAACGUGUUAGGAGGUCUGCUCGUCAUGACACGGAGAUGCAGAGAGAAGGGGCGGGGACGUUGGCUGGAAAUUUGGCGCAGGAACGAGUAGCGGAGAUGCAAACGGAGUUGGCGGAGGUAUUCGAGGAAGGCAAGGAGGGUGUAGAAGAUCCGCAGCAACCAAAUACGUCCCAAGAGGUGCAGCAAAAGGCGGACGCAGAGGUGCAGAGGAUCGCAGAGGCAAAUGCACAGAAGAAGGCGGAGGCAAAGGAGCAAAAGAUCGGAGAGGCAGAGGUGCAGAAUAAGGCGGAGGCAGAGGCGCAAAAGAAGGCGGAUGCAGAGGCGCAGAAACGCGCGGACGCAGAGACGCAGAAGAAGGCGGAGGCAGAGGCACACAAACGUGCAGAGGCAAAGGCGCGGAAGAAGGUAGAGGUAGAGGCGCAGCAGAAGACAGAUGCAGAUGCGCAGAAACUCGCAGAGGCAGUGGCGCAGAAGGGAGAGGCAGAGGCGCAAAAGAAGGCAGAGGCAGAGGCGCGGAAACUAGCAGAGGCGGAGGCAGAGGCGCAAAAACUAGCAGAGGCAGAGACGCAGAAGAAGGCGGAGGCAGAGGCGCAGAAGCACGCAGAGGCAGAGGCGCAGAGGAUUGCGGAGGCAGAUGCGCAUAAGAAGGUGGAGGCAAAGGCGCAGAAAAUCGUAGAGGUAGAGGCGCAGAAGAAGGCAGUGGCAGAGGCGCAGAAGAAGGCGGAUGCAGAGGAGCAGAAGAAGGCGGAGGCACAGGCGCAGAAGAAGGCGGAGGCAGGGGCGCAGAAGAAGGCGGAGGCACAGGCGCAGAAGAAGGCAGAUGCAGAGGUGCAGAAGAAGGCGAGGGCAGAGGCGCAGAAGAAGGCGGUUGCAGAGGCGCAGAAACUUGCGGAGGCAGAGGCGGAGAAGAAGGCGGAGGCAGCAGCGCAGAAGGAGGAUGCAGAGGCGCAGAAGCUCGCAGAGGAAGGGGCGCAGAAUCCAGCAGAGGCAGAGGAGCUGAAUACGGUGGGGGAGGGGGCGGGGGAGAGUGAGGAGGCUGGUACUCCAGGAGGAAGAGCGGCGGCAGAAGGAGGAGGCAAAGAGGAAGGAAGCAGAGGACUCCGAGCGACUGAAGAAGGUGAAAAGGUGAAACAGCAGGAGGCGGAGCGCCUGCAGAAUGAGGAGGCCAAUAGGAAGGAAGCUGAGGACGCGGAGAGACGGAAGAAGGAGAAACAGCAAAAGGAUGAGCGUAGGCAGAAGGAGAUGAAAGAGGGGAUGAAGGAGAUGAAGGAGGUGAUGAAGGAGAUGAAGGCGGGUACGAAGGAGAUUAAGGAUGGGAUAUUAAAGCAGGUGGUAGAGAGGUUGACAGCGGUUCUGCGAGAGGACUCCGAGCGGCAGAAGAAAGAGAGACAGCAGGAGGCGGAUAGGCGGCAGAAGGAGGAGGCGAAGAGGAAGGAACGUCGGAAGAAGAAGAAACAGCAGGACGAAGAGCAGCGACAUAAGGGGAUGGAGGAGGGGAUGAAGGAGAUGAGGGGGGUGGUGAAGGAGAUUAAGGCGGGGAUUGCGGAGUUUAAGGAGGGGAUGCUAAGGGAGGUGGAAAAGAGGAUGACAGCGGUUCUGAGAGUGGACUCCGAACAGCAGAGGGAGAAACAGCUGGAGGAGGAGCAGCGGAAGAAGGAUGAGGCAAAGAGGAUUGAAGCAGAGGAUGCAGAGCGGAGGGAGAAACAGCAGGAGGAGGAGCAGCGAGAGGAAGAGGCAAAGAGGAAAGAAGCAGAGGACGCAGAGCGGGUGCACAGGGAGAAACAACAGGAGGAGGAGCAGCGGAAGAAGGAUGAGGCGAAGAGGAUUGAAGUAGAGGAUGCAAAGUGGGUGCAGAGGGAGAAACAGCAGGAGGAGGAGCAGCGGGAGGAGGAGGCGAAGAGGAAAGAAGCAGAGGAUGCAAAGCGCAGCAAGAGGAGGAGCAGCGGGAGAUGGAUAAGCGCCACUUCUGCUGCCACAGCAUUGUCUGCUGAGCCCACAAUUUCUGAUGUUCCCUCGUCGUUUGCUGUCGGCGACACUUCUGCCAUCCCUUCUGCCCUUGCGUCGCUUGCCGCAUCAGUUGCUGGCAUCGCAAUUGAGACAAUGAAGUCCGUCCAGAAUCAGGCGCACGACAAGGAAGCCUGGAUUCCGCCCCUUUCGGAUGCGCUACUGGAAGAGCUACCAGAAGAUUUGCGAGCGAGCGACGAUACUAGGUGGAUGACGAGGAUGGUGGCGAAGGUGUUGACCUCUUGGUGCCUAUGUUGCAUGGCAUCAAGAGGCCUUCGUGAACACCAUGGCGCCAGCCUCGACGUCCUACAGAAGAAAUCGGGUAAACGGGACACUACAAGUGGAGCAGAGAAGGAGAAGAAGAGCAAGAAGUCGUCUUCGAAGGGGAAGGGGCUGAAGGGGGAGUCGAGGGAGGAGAACACCAGCACCGGCGGUCAGGAGUGA
Molecule: messenger RNA, 2841 nt
Organism: Closterium sp. Naga37s-1
Lineage: Eukaryota; Viridiplantae; Streptophyta; Zygnematophyceae; Desmidiales; Closteriaceae
Source: the annotation of a GenBank genome assembly